CCCUCGCGGCGCUCCGUCUCUCGGUAGGAGCAGCUGUUCCAGCCAACAUGGCGGCGGUGUUGCUGCUGCAGGAACUCUCAAUGACAACCGCUUUGGCCCGGCGCCUCGCAGGGAGAGGAGGAGCAGAGGCGGCGAGAGUGGUCGGCGCUGCUCGCUGUGGGGCCAGGUCACUGAACACUUCCACAUGGCAACUGGCACAGGACCAAGCCCAAGACACGCAACUCAUCACAGUUGAUGAAAAAUUGGACAUUACACCUUUAACUGGUGUACCAGAGGAACAUAUUAAAACCAGGAAAGUGCACAUUUUUGUUCCAGCACGUAACGCCAUGCAAGCUGGUGUUAACAAUACCAAAAAAUGGAAGAUGGAAUUUGAUACAAGGGAGCGCUGGGAAAACCCUUUGAUGGGCUGGGCAUCUACAGCCGAUCCUCUAUCCAAUAUGCUUCUGUCCUUCUCUACAAAAGAAACAGCUAUUGCCUUUGCUGAAAAAAACGGCUGGAGCUAUGAUGUUCAAGAGCGGAGGAUUCCAAAACCUAAAUCCAAGUCUUAUGGCGCAAACUUUUCUUGGAACAAAAGGACAAGGGUGUCCACAAAAUAGGUUGGCAUUGGCUGUCUCUGCAUCUGACUGUGAAUAAAGUCAGCUGUGCUGUAUUUAUAGUCCAUGUAUAAUACAUCUCUUAAUCUCCUAAUAAAUUUGACCUUUAAACUA
Anolis sagrei ordinatus is the source of this 707-nucleotide messenger RNA. It is a transcript of the gene NDUFS4, whose product is annotated as NADH:ubiquinone oxidoreductase subunit S4. The record is from RefSeq and is a predicted model, not a curated record. Gene Ontology annotation, biological process: electron transport chain. Lineage: Eukaryota; Metazoa; Chordata; Lepidosauria; Squamata; Anolidae.